Messenger RNA from Lingula anatina, 672 nucleotides. RefSeq names its product DNA mismatch repair protein Mlh1-like. The record is from RefSeq and is a predicted model, not a curated record. Gene Ontology annotation, molecular function: ATP binding; ATP-dependent DNA damage sensor activity; mismatched DNA binding. Gene Ontology annotation, biological process: mismatch repair. Gene Ontology annotation, cellular component: MutLalpha complex. Lineage: Eukaryota; Metazoa; Brachiopoda; Lingulata; Lingulida; Lingulidae.
AGAUAUGGAGAUAGUUUGUGAGCGGUUCACAACCAGUAAACUAAACAAGUUUGAAGAUCUGAAUGCCAUAGCAACAUAUGGUUUCCGUGGUGAGGCUCUGGCUUCCAUAAGUCAUGUAGCCCAUGUUACCAUAACAACCAGAACAGCUGACUCCAAAUGUGCAUACAGAGGAAGUUACUGUGAUGGCAAGUUGAAGGCCCCAGUUAAGCCUUGUGCUGGUAAUGUAGGAACCCAGAUCACAGUUGAAGAUUUAUUUUACAAUGUAACUACAAGAAGAAAAGCACUGAGGAGUCCAGCUGAAGAGCAUUCCAAAGUUGUGGAAGUCAUGAGCAGGUAUGCCAUCCACAAUGCUAAAGUUGGGUUUACUUUGAAGAAGCACAGGGACAGCGUGGCGGAUGUGAGAACCCCCCAGGGCUCAACACCACUGGACAACAUCAGGACUAUAUAUGGAGCCAGUGUCGCCAGAGAACUCCUUGAAGUACACCAUGAGGACUCCAAACUUACGUUUAAAGUUGAUGGAUACAUCAGCAAUGCCAACUACUCAGUGAAAAAAUGCAUAUUUUUGCUGUUCAUCAAUCACCGUCUGGUGGAUUCCAGUGCUCUACGCAAGGCAAUUGAAGCUGUGUAUGUGGCUUACCUCCCAAAGAACAUGCAUCCCUUUAUAUACCUCAG